Messenger RNA from Selaginella moellendorffii, 1164 nucleotides. RefSeq lists its product as uncharacterized. NCBI's taxonomy places the organism in Eukaryota, Viridiplantae, Streptophyta, Lycopodiopsida, Selaginellales, Selaginellaceae. Gene Ontology annotation, cellular component: mitochondrial matrix. The transcript has 3 exons. The coding region runs from base 41 to 796 and encodes 251 amino acids. The record is from RefSeq and is a predicted model, not a curated record.
AUGCCGGCCCUAAGGGUUUAGGGCUUAGGGCUUUUCGGCUAUGGCGUCACGUGUUCUUGGGCGACGCCUCGGAAGCUAUGCCGUUGCGAGAUUUCUUCCCGCAGUGGCAGCUCCCAGGCACUCGCUCGCCCUCACCCGUUCCAUCCCGCUCGCAGCGCUAGCAUCGUCAUCGUCAGUCCGAGCUUUUGGCUCCAAAUCCUCUUCCGGCGACAGUGGCCUCUUGAAGGUUCUCAAGUCGGAGAUUGAGCACGAGAAAGGCGAGAACGAAGGCGAGGAUAUCAAGGUGAAGCCACCGUCGCCUUUCACGCUCCACAACGAGAGCGGGAGGCAAGAGGUGAUCCUCCGCCGCUCCUACAACUCGGAGGACAUCGCAGUGACGUGCCUGUUCCGCGUCUCGCCUUACGAUGAGCCGGAGGAGGAAGAGGAGAGCGAGGAGGACGAGCCCGACACUCCAGUUUCCCAGGAGGAGAUCCAUAUGGUGGUCACCAUCGCCAAGGGAGGCGAUGGCCCGUCGCUGGAGAUAAGCUGUACGUGCUCGCAGGGCGAGAUCGAGAUCGAGAAGAUCUCGUAUCUGGAUGACGAGUCGAGCAAGGACGACGAGCUUGCUUACACCGGCCCAGUCUUCGGGGAAUUGGAUGAGAACCUCCAGAAGCAGUUUACCAAGUACCUGGAGGCCCGAGGCAUCAACGAGGAGCUGUGUAACUUCCUUGUCAACUACAUGCCGGAGAAGGAACGCCAGGAGUACAUUCGUUGGCUGGAGAAGAUUGAGAAGUUCGUGAAAAAGGAGGCCAAGUAGUAUCAUAGCGCUCACCGUAUGAAACAGAUUUUCUUAGGUAGUUCUUGCCUGAUUUUUGUUGUUCUUAAGAAAGAGGGCGACGCUGGGGAUCCAGCUCCACGCUCUCUAGUUGGAGGCUGGGCGAGGUCGGAAGUUGUUGCUCGGCUUUGAGUUCCAUCUCUUGGAGAGCUCUCCGGCCGUAGGCCGUGAGUGAGAUCCCGGCUGCCAGUGCCACGCAGAAGCCCACGACGUUGUAGGUGAUCUCCACAGCGUUCAUGUGUCGCUUGGCGUGCUUGGCGUCGGCCAAACUCUUGAGCAGCCUCCCACUGCGAAGAAAAGCUUGUUAGAUCCUUGACACGUAAACGAAAAGUGAGAGCUUUUUACCUGUA